This is a messenger RNA of Nothobranchius furzeri (turquoise killifish), 4568 nucleotides long. RefSeq names its product HPS3 biogenesis of lysosomal organelles complex 2 subunit 1 (gene hps3). Gene Ontology annotation, biological process: organelle organization. Gene Ontology annotation, cellular component: cytoplasm. The record is from RefSeq and is a predicted model, not a curated record. NCBI's taxonomy places the organism in Eukaryota, Metazoa, Chordata, Actinopteri, Cyprinodontiformes, Nothobranchiidae.
CGGGUGAAGUUCACUUCCUGCUUUGCAGCGUGAAAUCAAUAAACUGCAGCAGAGUCGCUCGAUGAGGAAGAAAGACGAGGUGGGAGUUUUGUUCUAGACGUCGGUGCUUCACAAAAACAUUUACUUUCCGCUAAUCAUCAGUCCGAGGAGCAGGAGUAUCGAUGAGCAGGCGAUAAAGUCAAACCAGAGAAGAUUAGAGCUACUGUUUGCAUUGAUUUGGAUGAAGCCUCCAAAUAAGAAUCUCAGCGUAGCAAGGACCAAACAUGGUGCACGUGUACAACUGCCAUCCCUUCACCUACCAGCAGAUUGUUCAGGUGGAGCAGGAACCUGGAUUGGUUUGCUGUGGAGGCGGAGCGCUGAUUGUGGUGGCGACGGGAGGAUGCAAGGUGGAGGCCUACAGCCUGGAGGAGGAGGGCUGCCCUCUCAUCUGUCGCUUUGUCACCAUGGGAGCUGUGAGGAAAAUCCAGCACAGUAAAAUAGGAGACUACUUGGUAACUAUUGAGGAAAAGAAUAGCGCCAUCUACCUGAGAGCCUACACAAACUGGCGCUGUCAGGCGGAGGAGAAGGCCCGCAUUGGGGUGCGUUUACUGGGCCACUUGCUGCGUGGAGCGUCGGCGUGGGGCGGCGUGCAGACGGAGAUUAUCGAGAUCCCACUGUCUGAUCAUCCUGUCGCCGUGGCCUGUUGCUCUGUGACCGGAGAUCUUCUGGUCGGCUGUGAGAACACUUUGGUUCUUUUUACCUUGAAGAGACAGAACCAGGAGAAUUUGAAUCCGAACCAGCAGAACCCUCUGAGUUUCUGGUCGAGUGCUCAGCAGAGCUGCAGUCCAGUCGCAGGUCAGACCUCCAGUUCUUGUCAGAAAGAUUCCUUCCUGGAUUUUGAACGCUCAGUCAUCCUGCAUCUUUCAAAAAUGACUCCUAAGCAGGUGGCGCUGUGUGGAGGGUUUGUGGCUGUGCAGGCAGAGCUGGAGGUGCUGGUGCUGAAGCUGGAGGUGACAUCUGAGCCAACCAUGCAAGAAUCCUCGGAUGCACACCCGAGCGGAGAUUAUCUGGAGGACCAGAGUGAUUUUCUGCUGGUUCCGCGACACCAGGAGCUGCUCGGGAAUCGAGCAGAAGACUGUGACGUCGUGGUCGGCGUUGAAAACACUGGACUGGAGGACGGGAGACGGUACACCAGGACCUAUGUCCUUUUCAGGCGUUUCUCUCCUGAGUUCUUUCAAGGCUGCAGCGUGGAGGAGAUGCAGCUCCACUCACUGCAGCUCUACCCGCUGUUCACCAGUAACCAGUCGCCACUUCUGGAUGAGCCAGCGUGCGUGUUCUGUUUCUUCUCUCUCCCCAACGCUGGUUACCUGUACAGUCUGAGGGGCGGAGUUGAGCUGCUCUCCACCUAUCAGUAUCCAGAGAAGGUGCAGGAGGCGGUGCUAACGGAUCACUUGUUGCAUGUCAUAACAAAGAGCACUUUGCAGUCCUUCACUGUGCGUUGUGCUGCAGUCGCAGCCAGGAUAGAAGACCCCUACAUCGACACGACUAUAAAGGCGUGUCCACCCAGCAGCCUGGAGACUUGUGCGCUCAGAAUGCAGUUAUUCAUUGGCCUGCGGUCCAUCUGUGUCUACGGCCGCCACGUUGUUCUUUUCUCUGCUGCUGACUCAGAAGCACCAGAGGAAACGGAACGCCACACACAGCGCCGAGGCCUCGAGUUACAAGAGCACAACAUGCUGACUGGUAUUUUCCUUGCGGUGGGAAUCGAUCCCGCAACCUCACCAGCUCUGAAGAGCCUCCUAUCACGUCCCUUCUUGACCAGAAGGUGGAUAAUAACCUCCCCGAAAGAAACCAGAACAGCCGGACAUGGAUGGAACCUCUACGUCGUCGACAUGGUCUCGCCUCUCACUCUCUACCAGGAGAUGGCUGAGUAUAGUCAGAACUACGCUGAAAACAACCCACAGAGCCAAAGUCUUCGGCACCUCCUCAGUGAAGCUCACCUCCUCGUUCGCACCGCCUUACUGCAAACAUCAAAGCGUCAUCAGGACAGCACAGGCGACCCUGAUGAGAAGAUGGCCACACUGACAGAGAAACAGGAGCUGGAGGAGGUGUUCAGGCAGAACUGUUCCCAGCUGGGAGACAGUUUUAGCAGGGGAAGUCCAAAGGAUUGCCACCUGGCUUUGCCAUAUUACAGGAUGUCUGGUCUGUCGGUCACUGAUGUCAUGUCCAGGAACCGCCCACUCCCAGGCAGCCCUCACUCCUACGGCCCUGGCUUCCUGUUUUAUCUAAAACAUUACCUUUUUGAGGAAACAGAUGAGACCCUCAGCACGGAAACGGCUGAUGAGGUCAUUGAUAUUUUCAGCCAAUCGGAGCCCUCACUGCUUGUGACUGUGUGUGCCAGCCCAUGCAUGAAGAACGUUAAUCCUGCUCGGACACUGCAGAUCUUACAAUGCCUGGAGGACACCGCCGGAGUUUCAGUACCUCUAACCAUCACCAUGGCAACCAUGAUGCUGCACCUGGGCAACCUACCCCAGUACACAGAGUUAAUGGAGCGACAUGCUGAGAUGCUGCUGGUGUACGGGUUCAUCGAGGAGCCGAGGCUGCUGCUGCACGACGGAGGAGGAGGAGGCAAGAAGGAGCAGGUCUGCACCACAGCGCUGGCUCGACAGCUGGCAAACUCCCAACCUGGACUGCUCGUGGCCGCCAUGGUGGCUUUGCACGAGAACAGCAAAGUUCAGCUGGAACAGGCUGACUUCAUCUUCAAGGAGCUGAGCUGUGACAACAGCUUACAGGUGGAUUUUUGGGAAGCGAUGCUGAUGGCCUCUUCCCAGGAUGCCGUCAUUCAGGAGCUUCUUUUCCGUCUGGCGUCUGUUUACAUCGACCGACUAACAAACACAAUCAGCAACACAACAUCAAAGCAAAAGUCCCUGAAAAGUGCCGAGGACCUGAUCAGUUCCUGCUCUCAUUUUGGAGCUCUCCACCCGUGGCUCACUGUUCUCAAUCCAGCUCAAAUGUCCAGCUCCCAACACCAGGAGGCGCUGCACAAACUACAAGCGCUGCUGUGCGGUCCGUCCCUCUCUGUUGGAACCGUGGUUCCUCUGUUGGAGCGUCUGUCAGAGGAAACCACAUGGGGCUUCAGCCUGCACCUCCUUUGUGCCACCAGAAGGGAGCAGUAUGACUGGAGCAUUGAGAAGUUGUUGGACAGAUGUCCUCAAGCCAUUAUAGCUUAUGCCAACCACCACUUACAAGAUAAGCACAUGGCUCUCUGGUGGACGAAGCUGCUGCCUGAGCUCUGUGACCGGACGCGAGCUGCCGCUGACGGCAGCAUCCUGCUGAGUGUCCUCAACGAAACACUGGUCGUGGUUGCCAUGGAGACGAGCCCGCUGGAGUUCUUGGAGCUUGUUCCUGACGAUGGCACGGCAUCAUACUUCCUGCCUUACCUGUUGACAUGCAGCCAGAGAAACGUUAAGGCCUGACAAAGUUCAUCCAGCUUAAAUCUCACGCUGCUGGGUGGAGAGAACAUUUCUCACGCUUGUUCUGAUUUAGUGUUUGCAUUUAAUGUGGAUACAUUACCCGUUUAUUUAUUAACAUUUGGAGUUCUGACGAUAGCCGAGAGAAAACGUUUUAAGCUUUGUUUUAGACAGUAGCUCUACUUUUUUGCAUCAUUUUACACAAAAAUCUUUGAAUUUCAUGUCUGCAGAUUGAAAAAACGGCUCCGAAAAUCUCAGAAUCCAGUCACACACUUUUCUCUCUGCUUCAGUUACGCUAGCACAGUUAGGUGAAAUCUCUGUAACAUGAAGGGAUUUAAUUCCUGGGAGGCAGAAAUAAAGUCUCCAUUUAACCACGGAGCGUUAGGCCUUUUCUUUUUCCUCGCCGCUUUCUCACAACAUCCUGUUGGCCUUUUUAAGAAAAACGUGAUCUCCACAUAGAAGAAUGGUUUCUGUCAGGUAACCUCGUCAGGAGUUGAUGGUGGUUACAGAUAGGAGACAAUCACUACUGCUGCGUCUGCAAUUGACUGAAUUCUUUGUUCAAAUCUUUAAACAUGUGGACUAACUGAUAAGUCACAGCUGUGACUUGUGACUUUCAGCAAACAUUUUUCUACAAAAAGAAUCAAAUAAUUUGAUGACGGAUGCAUGUGGUUUGGAAAGUGUUAUCGGGUCCCCUGCUGAAGGCUCCAAGUCAUCUGUGACUUGUUAGUUGUUAAACCCUAACUGCUCUUUUUGUGCGUUUAUUUCAAACUAAGCAUUCUUAUUUCAUUAUGAAGUUAGGGAUUCACAUGAGACUGUAAAGCAAUAUAAAAGAAUAAUCCUCCAAGCACAGACCAGUUAUUUCUUUCUAAAAUCCAUCUUUUCUUUUAGCAUUAAAGCCUUUGACCAAAUUGGCCCAAGCAUUGUAGAUUUUAUUAAUUUAUCCCUAAAAUCUGGCUCUGUACCAUCUGUUUUCAAACAUGCAGUUAUUGAACCUAACCUUAAAAAACCAAGUUUGGACUCAUCUCAGCCUAAAAAUUACAGACCCAGACAAUGGAGAGUUCACAGUGUUAGUAUUGUUAGGUCUUUCUGCAGCUUUUGACACUGUUGAUCACAGCACCUUAA